AUGUCUCCAAACUUAAUGAAAAAGGUUAUAUUUUUAAUGCUUGCUGCCGUUGCUGUUACAGUAACAGUUGCACAGGUGCCGCGAAAAGGGAAAUCUAGAAACGCGGAUACACAAAACCCAUACAAGAAACCAGAACAAAAUCAAGAUAAUGCCGUGCCACAGAGCCCGUUCACUCCACCUCAUGGGGUAGUAGUCAAAGAAGUGAGCACCAAAAUACCCGAGGUUUCAACAGCACCACCUGCUGUGAAAGCUGUAGAUUUGAAGACUACUGACGAGGACAGGCCAGUUUCAAAUCCUGGAAGUCCAUUUAGCCCUCCAACCAGUAGCAAGUGGCAGGAACAAAAACAAACAGCGCGCCCAAGCGCGGGAGGAAAUAGAAAACCGCAGCAGCAGAAACAGCAUAUCUCCAACGGAAAAUCUUCGCAAUGGCUCGACUCCUUGGAAGAGAGACAAAGAGACAAUGUCGGCAGCAUCCCACCGUUAGCCAGUAUCGAUGUCGGUGACGUCAACAAGGACAGCAACAAGUCCAAAAAACGCUUCAAGGUCAAGCCAAACACUAGCGUUUAUCAAGAGAAAGGUCAAAGAGACAUCCACGAUGCAGAGCCGGGCGCCACGCCGUGGACCAGGUACACGGACAAACCCAGGAUCAACGAGGAGGUUUCAGGCUCUGGCAAAGCUAAUGCUCGAUGUGGAAAAUUCAAGUACAACCCACGGAACCAGAUCUGUUGCCAAGGAAAAGUCCUGCGUCGUCACGGGGUCAGUCCGGCUUGCUGCAAGGGCGAAGCCUACGACACAGUCUUCAAUAAAUGCUGCAAUGGAAUCAUCUCUGUACGGACUAACGGCCAGUCUGACUGCUGA
Candidula unifasciata is the source of this 858-nucleotide messenger RNA. The record is from the annotation of a GenBank genome assembly. Lineage: Eukaryota; Metazoa; Mollusca; Gastropoda; Stylommatophora; Geomitridae.